Epinephelus moara (kelp grouper) is the source of this 841-nucleotide messenger RNA. RefSeq names its product pro-opiomelanocortin-like. The transcript has 3 exons. Gene Ontology annotation, molecular function: neuropeptide hormone activity. Lineage: Eukaryota; Metazoa; Chordata; Actinopteri; Perciformes; Serranidae. The coding region runs from base 98 to 757 and encodes 219 amino acids. Gene Ontology annotation, biological process: neuropeptide signaling pathway. The record is from RefSeq and is a predicted model, not a curated record. Gene Ontology annotation, cellular component: extracellular region.
ACGGACAAAAGUGAAGGGAAACAACAGAAAUCUGUCCAACAGCCAAACGACGAGAAAACAUUAGACAGAGAGAGAGACAGACAGGACAGCGUGGGGAAUGUGUCCUGCGUGGCUUUUGGUGGCUGUGGCGGUGGUGGGCGUGGUCAGAGGAGCUGUCAGUCAGUGCUGGGAACAUCCGAGCUGUCAGGAGGUCAAGUCUGAGGGCAGCAUGAUGGAAUGUAUCCAGCUCUGUCGCUCCGACCUCACCGCAGAGACACCUGUCAUCCCAGGCGACAACCACCUCCAACCUGUUCCUCCAUCAGAUCUCGAUUCUCUGCCUCCCCUCCCUCUUUUAUCUUCCCCCUCCUCUCCUCAGGCCAAGCGCUCCUACUCCAUGGAGCAUUUCCGCUGGGGGAAGCCUGUUGGACGAAAGCGCCGCCCGGUCAAAGUCUACACCUCAAACGGCGUAGAAGAAGAGUCAGCCGAGCUUUUCCCCGGAGAGAUGAGGAGGCGGGAGCUCACCAGCAAGCUGCUUGCAGCAGAGGAAGAGGAGAAGGCGCAGGAGGUGGCAGAAGACGAGCAGGAGCAGCUCCCGGGUGACAUCCACGAAAAGAAAGACGGCGGGUACAAGAUGAAGCACUUCCGCUGGGGUGGCCCGCCGGCCAGCAAACGCUACGGUGGCUUCAUGAAGAGCUGGGAUGAACGCAGCCAGAGGCCGCUGCUCACGCUCUUCAAAAACGUCAUCAACAAAGACGGACAGCAGGAGGGAGAGCAGUGAGGGAGUAAGAAGGAGAGGGAGGAAAGAGCUUGAAGAGGAGCAGAGACAUCGGCCAACAAAUCCUCCAAAAUAAAAACAAAAUAU